AUGAUGACGACGACGACGACGCUCAAAACGACGACUAUUUCCCCACCGUCGGUAAAAUCGUUCGCGAAUACGAGGCGCAAAGCUUUAUUACUCCGACGAAGGAAUGCGCAGAACAGAAACCUAAUAACGACCGUAAAGGCGGUCGUGAGCGAGGACAAAACCGACGAUGAUACCACUAUCCUUCUCCCGGACGAAGUGAAAGAUUUAAAACUCCGAGACAUAAUCUCGCUGUGGAUCACGCAGAUUUUACAAACGUACGGGGAUAAACCGUCCUCGGAUAACGCGCCAAUCGUGGAAGGGGAAAUCGACGAUUUGGUCGGCGGGCCGAUAUUUUUAGCCUUGUAUCCGUACUUUCGAAAGUACGGCGGCGUGUUUAAACUCGCGUUCGGGCCGAAAGUGUUCAUGGUGCUCUCCGACCCGGUGGUUGUGAAAGAAGUGCUCAAAGAGAAACCUUUCUCGUUCGAUAAAGGCGUGUUGGCGGAAAUUUUAGAGCCGAUUAUGGGGCAAGGGUUAAUCCCGGCGCCGUAUAAAGUGUGGAAAGAGCGCAGACGAGCGUUAGUGCCCGGGUUUCACAAGGCGUGGUUGGACCACAUGGUUGGUUUGUUCGGUCAUUGCAACAAAGAGUUGCUGAAAAACUUGGAAGUGCAAGCGAAGAGCGGCGCCGUCGUGGACAUGGAGGAGCGCUUUUGCUCGGUGAGUUUAGAUAUCAUCGGUUUAGCCGUGUUCAAUUACGAUUUUGGUUCGGUGACGAAAGAAUCGCCGAUUAUCUCGGCGGUGUAUAACUGCUUGCAAGAAGCCGCGCAUAGGAGCACUUUUUACGUACCGUAUUGGGAUUUGCCGUUGGCAGACGUGUUAGUUCCGAGACAGAGAAAGUUUAAGCAAAACAUGACGGUGAUCAACGAUACUCUGAACGGCUUAAUCAAACAGGCCCAGCAAAUGUCCUACACCGAAGAUUUGGAGGAGUUGCAAAAAAGAGAUUACUCCAAAGUAAAAGAUCCGAGUUUGUUGCGGUUUUUAGUGGACGUGAGAGGUGCUGACGUGACGGAUUCGCAAUUGAGAGACGAUUUGAUGACCAUGCUCAUCGCCGGUCACGAGACGACCGCGGCGGUGUUAACCUGGGCGUUGUUUUGUCUCACGCAAAAACCCGAGUUGGUGAAAAAAGUCGUCCAAGAAAUCGACGACGUCAUGGGUACGGACGAUUUAAACCGACCGCCGACGUACGAAGAGAUUGAAAAGAUGGAACUCUCUCGCUUUUGUGUCGCCGAAGCUUUAAGAUUGUACCCGGAACCGCCUAUUUUAAUCCGCCGAUGUUUAGAAGACGUGCCUCUUCCGCGAGGCGCGGGCGACCGCGACAUCACUUUAAUCAAAGGCAUGGACGUCUUCAUCUCCGUCUGGAAUUUACACCGCUCGCCAGAAUGUUGGGAAAACCCCGACGAAUACGACCCAGAACGCUUCAAAAAGCCGUUCAAAAACCCAGGCGUGAAAGAUUGGGCCGGCUAUAACCCAGACUUGCUCACCGGUCUCUACCCGAACGAAAUCGCGUCCGAUUACGCCUUCAUCCCAUUCGGCGCCGGCGCUCGCAAAUGCAUCGGCGACCAGUUUGCAACUCUAGAAGCCACGAUUAGCUUGGUCAUGACUCUCAGAAAAUUCACGUUCAACCUUCAAAAAGAUCCGAACGAGAUCGGCAUGGAGAUGGGCGCCACCAUCCACACCGCCGGAGGUUUGCCGUGUACGCUAAAGUUACGAGAGGUUUAA
This is a messenger RNA of Bathycoccus prasinos, 1755 nucleotides long. RefSeq lists its product with no specific name. Lineage: Eukaryota; Viridiplantae; Chlorophyta; Mamiellophyceae; Mamiellales; Bathycoccaceae. Gene Ontology annotation, molecular function: iron ion binding; heme binding; oxidoreductase activity, acting on paired donors, with incorporation or reduction of molecular oxygen. The transcript is spliced from 2 exons. Bases 1 to 1755 code for a protein of 584 amino acids. The record is from RefSeq and is a predicted model, not a curated record.